This is a messenger RNA of Cuscuta campestris, 945 nucleotides long. The record is from the annotation of a GenBank genome assembly. Lineage: Eukaryota; Viridiplantae; Streptophyta; Magnoliopsida; Solanales; Convolvulaceae.
CUUUCGCAUUUUAUCGACUGAAGCAAGCCGCGAUUUGCUGGGAUUUCGUUCGGAGAGGUGAGUUUCUCGAACCCUAAUCCGCUUCUCUCCUACGAUUUUGCUGAGAUUUCGUUCAGAGAUGGCUCGUACUAAACAGACUGCUCGUAAAUCCACUGGAGGAAAGGCUCCUAGGAAGCAACUUGCAACCAAGGCUGCUAGGAAGUCUGCACCAACUACUGGUGGGGUGAAAAAACCUCACAGGUACCGCCCUGGUACUGUUGCUCUUCGGGAAAUCCGCAAGUACCAGAAGAGUACUGAACUCCUGAUCAGGAAGCUCCCCUUCCAGAGGCUUGUCAGGGAGAUUGCUCAAGAUUUCAAGACUGAUCUGCGAUUCCAGAGUCAUGCUGUUCUUGCACUCCAGGAGGCGGCUGAAGCUUACCUUGUUGGUCUUUUUGAGGACACCAACCUUUGUGCCAUCCAUGCCAAACGUGUGACCAUAAUGCCCAAGGACAUCCAGCUUGCCCGGAGGAUCAGGGGCGAACGUGCUUAGAUACAAUGGCCAUACGAUUGUAUCCCUUUGCCACCUAUAACUGUUCUGUGUCUUGCCGUCUAUUUGUUGUCUCUCGUGUAGUUAAUUAGUACCUAAUAUUUUGCUUAGUGGUUUUUAAGUGCUGGUGUCAAGGAUAUUAUUUCGUUUGUCAACUGAAGUGUCUAAUGUUUCCGGGGUCACACCUCUGGUGUUAAACAAUGUUCAAUGUUAUCUUGUUUGUAAAUGCACUCCCAUGUGUUUGUUUUCUGGCACACAACUAAAAUUUACUCUUUUUUGGUGGAGUGCAAUUUUACAGAGUAUAAUCCUUCUCCCAUUCAAGUUUUCAUGUAACUGAGGUGUUUGCUCUUUUCGUUUCGAAAUCGUCAUUGUUUCAGUUUUUUCAAAUGGAAAAUUUUGAAUGAAGUUUUUUGGAACAU